AUGGGCCAGCAAAACAAACGUUCAAGCCUUUCAUUGGAUGAGAAGGCUUUAAAUCUCUUCAAUGUUGGUAUCGAUACCAGUAGCAAGUUGCAAGAGAAGCGAAUACAAUCAACUCCAACACCAACAGACUACCAACAAGAAGGAAGAAGACGGUCCAAAUCGAGUCUUCCUGCUAUUACUUUGACUAAAACACAAGAGAAACAACCACAAUUGAAAGGAUACAUGAAAGGCAGAAGACCUAGAAAGGAUUCACCUGAAGGAGAAGCAGAUCAAGCCAAUAUGGAUGACACUGGUAGCAACAAUAACAACUCAACCACUACUACUACUACUACGAUCCAACAACAACAACCCAAGAAGAGAUCCACCGUUCAUAAACUCUUCAAGAAGAACAAGCCUAGCUCCACUCCCUCUCCAUCCCUCCCUUCCGCUCUAGACGAAUUGCCAAAGAACAAACAACAACAACGAGAAUAUGUCAUGGGAUCCUACAUUCAUCCUCCACAAAAUGGUGCAUUGAGAAGAGGAGGUGCUCAAGCAAGCAAGAAACCAACACCACAAUCUGUCUUGGAAUACAAUUCUGAGCGAUUGAGAAGCAAGUCGGCUCCAGUCAUUUACUCGACGGAUAAGAUUCAAGUGGUUGGAGGUCACUUGCAACGAAGAGAUGCAAUCAAUGAUCCUCUUCCAGAUGUAUAUAUCACCAUUACCCCUCCACUUCCAGAAGAGAAUACACUCACCAAAAACAAGUAUCAAAGUCCAUAUAUUGUAGUCAUCCCUGACGAUGAUGAAGCUUCCUCGCCAUCCUCCACCUCCUCUUCUUCAACGACUUCCUCUAAGAGUUUGGAUGAAGAGCCUUACCUGAUUGUCCUCGAUGAAUACAUUACCUACGUGGAGAGACCAUUAACCAAGAAGGUUGGUCCAAUCAUGAAAAAGAAGAAGGAAAAGCUCAGAGAAAUGGUUCAAUUGUAUUACCUCCAGAGAGAAGAGCUGGUCGCCAAGACAAGGAGAGACUUGAUGCCAAGAAGUGGAAGAAGAAGGUAA
Molecule: messenger RNA, 1035 nt
Organism: Naegleria fowleri
Lineage: Eukaryota; Heterolobosea; Eutetramitea; Acrasida; Naegleriidae
Exons: 1
Coding region: 1-1035 (344 amino acids)
Source: RefSeq, a predicted model, not a curated record